Molecule: messenger RNA, 699 nt
Organism: Metopolophium dirhodum (rose-grain aphid)
Lineage: Eukaryota; Metazoa; Arthropoda; Insecta; Hemiptera; Aphididae
Product: ATP synthase subunit e, mitochondrial-like
Exons: 3
Coding region: 140-397 (85 amino acids)
Biological process (GO): proton motive force-driven ATP synthesis
Molecular function (GO): proton transmembrane transporter activity
Source: RefSeq, a predicted model, not a curated record
UAAUUUGUAAUUCUUUCAUAGCUAGGCAGCAGACUUACACCCAUUUUUGCUGAAGUUUCGAGACUUGGCUAUUUUUUGGUACACGGUGAAAAGGUUUCGUUGACUUUCGAACGCUUAACUCAUCCCAAGAAUCAUCAAAAUGCCGAGAGACUUCAAAGCACCCGUCAAUGUGUCACCGCUCAUCAGGUUUGGCAGAUGGAGCUUCCUGUUGUUAGGGGUGACCUAUGGAGCUACCAGACAUAGUUAUCUUCAAAAGAAAGAGGAUAAAACAAAGGAAACUCGUCAUCAAAAGAUUGCUGAAAGAGAAGCCAGGAUUGCUGCAGAAAAGAAAAAAUAUGCUGAUGAUGAAAUCAAAGAUUUGGAUGUUAUGUUCAAUCCACCAAAGACUGUUACAUAAAGAACGAAUGGCAGAUAUUUAGAUUAAAAAUAAUAAAACAAUUGUUUCUUAUUGAUAUGUUCUAUAUCCUAUAGUAUACAUUUUUAUGUUUCUAAUUAUUGUAGUUAUUACACCACAUAAAUUAUUUUAAUGUGCAGAUAAAAUGUAUUCAUAUAAGAAGUUUGUACCAUAAAAUACAUGUUUUCUCAGAACUCAAAGAGAUUCUUUUAUUAAAUAUAAAUUUAAUAAAACACAUGUAUUGAUUAUGUAUUAAUCACAUUCAAGAAAAUAAAAUAUACUUCAACCAAGCUUUUCAAUAAUUA